Messenger RNA from Pelagomonas calceolata, 2259 nucleotides. Lineage: Eukaryota; Pelagophyceae; Pelagomonadales; Pelagomonadaceae. The record is from the annotation of a GenBank genome assembly.
CAGCCUCCCCCGCUCGCUCGCGCAGUCUUUCCGCAGCGAAGGACCCGCCGGAGGACCCUUACGGUUCCUCUCGAACAGCCUGCACCGAUUUCGAGCAUCGCUGUUGCAACGACAGCGUCGCUGCAUUGUGCUUUGCUACCCUCCUGGCUAGCCUCCGCGUCGCCGCGGCACACCGCUGGUCGAAAGAGUGCGAAAAUACGACAAUGGAAGCCGCCCGGCCGGGCAGCCCAGUUCACUUCGACGACGCCACGCUAAAUUUCGUAAAAGGCGGCCCGCCGCCGCCGCCGUCCGAGACGUCGACCCGCUUGCAGCCUCAAUGGAACGAGGCGUUCAUGCGGCUGACCCAGAAGGCCAGGGAGAAGCAGGCGUCCCGUGCUAUGUCGACCAAGGAAGCUCUCGACGCGUUCAAGGGCAAAUUCGGCGAGUCCGCUUUCGUGGAGGCCUUCGGCGACGAAGACAAAUACUUGAAAAGUAUUGUGCGGCCGGUGACGGUUACAGGCACUUCGAGCAAGCUCUGGCAUCUCGGCCCACGCGAGUAUGUCAGCAAGUCGGAGCACGCUCAGGAGAUCCAGGCGACCGCCGCGCAACGAACUGGUGCUGCGGUUUUAGCUCCGUCGGGCGCGGGCGGCGUGGUAGCUUUGGAGGGCGAGGACGACGCGAGACGGUGGGCGGGCCUGACGCUCGUCUCUUCGUCGGCUGAACGCGAUGGCGAUUUGAACUACUGGGAGGGCUUCGUUAAUUCCGGGGCAAAGCCCUUCCAGACGUUGUUGCACGGCGGGGACUGGUCCGGCGCCGAGGUACUGCCCGAGUGGGACGACCUCAUCAAAAGUCCGAGUGGAAGGAAACCUCCCAACCGCCCGCGUGGUUGGUACCGCGGGCCCUUAGCACGAACUGUGACAUCUCAGUCUGCUAUGACGAAGGAUGCGUGCGGGAACGACGCGACGAUGCUCGACCACUGGGACCGCGCGACGUUUUACGCGCAACGGUUGGCCGCGAUCCUUAAAGAGGAGCGCAAAGCCUUCGAGGCCAUGCGCGACAUGGGCAACGCGGGCGGUGGCCGCGCGUCGCGCGCCCCGCGGCAGUCCUACCGCCCUGAGGACGACAACGCUGCGCUGACGCGCACGAAGACGGAGGAGUUGAGACAAAACAACCCGACGUUGUGGCAUGAGCGCCACCAUGGGGCGUUGAAGGACUGGCUCUCGCGGAACGAGGAGCUGCUCGAGGCCAUCGCGAAGGAAGUGGACGUGCCGCGGAGCGUGCUCACUGGUCUGGAUAAAGAUGAGAGAGCCUACGUGCUCGCGCCGUUCAUCAAGGUGGAUCUCCCAGGCCUCGGGCCCAACCUAGUGAAGACGAACUGGGACCAUGUAGCGUUACGUUGGAUUGACGGUCAGCGGGCGAUUUACUUGCUUGGACUCCGAGGGCUGAUCUGGGGGAAGUUGAACAAGAUGUUGCCCGGCUACGAGUGGUAUAUGGCGCGAGCCGCCGAGCGGACUUACUUCGAAGGCUACUUGAAGCGUGCUUUGUGCUUCGACUCGUCCAUCGGCAAGCACUGGGUGUUCGAGUUUCCUGUCGAGGACGAACCGAAGUGGUGGCGCCGGAAUGUCCAGAGGCAGCAGCAGAAGGAGAUGUAUUUUAUUAUGAAAGAACUCAAGGGCGUUCUGCUGGGCGCGACACAGACAGGUGCCGACGCGGCGUGGAACUCUUCAACGUGACACCGACGCCAUCGACGCGACGCCGCCCUCCCGGUGGCCGUGUCUAGUCGAUGGCGUCGGUGUCGUUACGCCACCGUGACGCCGUCCACGCACAGGUCCCGCGGCGACGGGCCGGGACGCAGAGCGGCUGCGCCACCUGAGAGAACGGUUUGGCGGCAAGACGCUGAAGUUUGUGCGCGCGCCGUCCAACGGGGAGUCGACGACGGCCGAUAAGAUAAGGGGCCGGUUCUGGGCGCCCGACUUCAUGGGCCGCGAGACGUAUUUUGACCUCGACCACAUCGCGCUCGGGUGCGUGCGGCGCGAGGGCGUGCUCUACCGCAUCGUCGGCGUCCGCGGGCUGCUGCCCGGGGACAUGAAUACCUUCGCUUCGGGCUACGAGUUCGUCAAGGCCCUCGGGCUGGAGACGUGGGUCGAGGAGUACCGGAAGAACGCCUACUGCGAGGCGGGCGUCGGCGGCCUCGACAAGUCCAAGGCCGUGUACGGUUACCGGCCGAGAGUGUUCGAUCAAGGAGCCAUGCGGCGCGGCGGGUAAGAAUCUCUUUGUUGU